This is a messenger RNA of Toxotes jaculatrix (banded archerfish), 1769 nucleotides long. RefSeq lists its product as uncharacterized. The coding region runs from base 110 to 1093 and encodes 327 amino acids. Lineage: Eukaryota; Metazoa; Chordata; Actinopteri; Toxotidae. Gene Ontology annotation, molecular function: hydrolase activity, hydrolyzing N-glycosyl compounds. The transcript has 6 exons. The record is from RefSeq and is a predicted model, not a curated record.
AUUGCUCACUUCUGGAGCCAGCCCCCAGCGGCAGCCGAGGAACUGCAGCUUUUUGAACGCGGAAGUGAUCCUCACUGCUGAAACCUUCAACUCCCGCCUUGAGAAGACCAUGGCAAAGAAGCUGGUGAUCAUCGACACAGACUGCGGCAUAGACGACGCGCAGGCGAUCAUGAUGGCCCUGGCAGCACCUAACGUCCAGAUCCUGGGAAUUACCUGCGUGUUCGGGAACACCUUAGUGGACAACGUGUGUCAGAACGUUUUGAGGGUUCUCUCGAUCUGUGAGCGCGCGGGGAUUCCAGUGUUUCGAGGUUCUGCUCGUCCUCUGCUUGGAGACAGUAGUUUCCAGCUAGAGGACCACUUUGGAAGUGAUGGACUUGGAAAUGUGAUUGAAGACAAAGAUCCACACUGGGAGGAGAAAAUCCAGAGAGAGCAUGCAGUCAAUGCCAUGAUUAGACUAGCGUCUGAGAACCAGAAGCAGGUCUCUUUGGUGGCCCUCGGCCCGCUCACUAAUCUGGCGCUGGCUGUCAGACUGGAUCCAGGUUUUCCCCAAAAGCUCAAAGAUCUGUACAUUAUGGGUGGCAACAUGGAAGGAAUAGGGAAUGUGACACCAUGUGCAGAGUUCAACUUUGCAAUGGAUCCAGAGUCUGCCUAUGUCGUUCUUGAAGAAUUUCUCUGCCCUACGUACGUCGCGACGUGGGAGUACGCGUGCAGAAAUGCACUGACAUGGGAGUUCUUUGACGAACUGAUCAAUCAGGAUUCACCUGCUGCACGCCUUAUGAAGAUGAUAGUGUCUAAAUGCUGGGCCUACUCCAAAGAAGCUAUGAUGGCUAGGAGAGACGUGUACUUUGGACCUGGCUUUGUGUCUUAUGAUGCCUAUGCAGUGGCAGCCUGCAUUGACAGCAGUGUGGUAACAGAGAGCAUUGAGUGUCCUGUUCGUGUGGAGCUGAAGGGCUCCAUCUCUCGUGGCAUGAUGGUGCUGGAUCGCACAAAUAAGCUGAAGAAGAGCCAUAAUGUUUUUGUUCUGUCAAAAUGUGAUGUUGCCAAGUUUGGUCGGUUACUAAUGGAGUCUGUUAGACAACCACGUAGUAAGUAAACUUUAGUGCCUCGAUGGAAAAUGAGUUUAAAUAUGUAAUUGUAAAUGUAAUUAAGAUGUAUUACUCAUACAGAUGUGAAAUAAAAUAAAUAAGACGUGAGGCACUUAGAUGCUUUCACACAGUGCACUGAAGCUUUUUCACCAAUCUGUAAAUGACAGAUGAAACUCAGGAAAAAUGAAGAGCUAAUUUAAUUCCCUGAAUCAGAAUGUUUUCAGUGUUUCACCUGAAAGGGACUCGUGUAGGACGAGUGCUGGACGCUCUGCCUGUUUUCAAGAAGGAACGUCUGCUCUAACAACUUGGCCAACAGAGAUUAAGGUCCAUUAGAGAACCAUUUCAUUGCAAGUAAAACUCUGAAGAUUUAAGAGGCUUAAAUUAAAACAUUUCAAAGAAAUUAAGUUUUCCAUCUGUGUUUACAGUGACAAUUAAAUGAUGAUGAUGAUGUUUCAGGAAGAAGUGGAAGGAGAUUUAAAAAACAACCAAUCACAGCUUAACAGGCGAGAUCAUGGACAGAGCUGAUGACUGAAAUAUUUUUACUAACUAGAGCAAAUUCUUUAAGUUUUGCAUAAAUUAAAAAUGCUCUGUCAGCUUCAGAAGACCAGAGGAACAGGAAUUUGUGGCUAAAGAAAAAAUCCAUUGUAUGUUUAAAUGAAAUAAAAUAAAAGAUUAAAACAAAAA